Messenger RNA from Echinostoma caproni, 4965 nucleotides. The record is from the annotation of a GenBank genome assembly. NCBI's taxonomy places the organism in Eukaryota, Metazoa, Platyhelminthes, Trematoda, Plagiorchiida, Echinostomatidae.
AUGCCGAAUCGCGUGAAAGAAAUUCGGCUCAGAGAUGAAGAUAUGCUACGUCGAGCUGGUUUCGAUCCCUCCUCAACGGGGUCCGGUUUCGCCAAUUUCUUACUCCUCAUUGCUGAACUGUACAACCAACCGGGGUCAAGAUUGCACGCGCGUUUAGCUCUCGAGUAUUGGUGGCCUUCCGGAGAAUUGGCUGGAAUGGGUUUAACUGCGGGUGCUAAUUUGACCGGACCGCUGGGUUCGGAGUUUCUACCCGGUCUUCGUGGUCUGCCAUCCCGUUCACCUUCCAAGGCAGCUGCCGUGCAAGGUCGCACCAAUGAGGCGGAUAAUAUACGCCAGGCUUCGCUUUUCAGAUUUGUACGAUCUGCUGGGGACAUGGUCACCACCCCUUGUUUGUUUUUACCAUACGUUCGUAUGCUUCAUGGUCUUGUGGGAUGUCGUAAUGCGGCCGGUCUUUGCUUCAGUCUAUUGAAAGCCAAUGUGAAUAAUCCAGGUCGUGGAGCGUCGUUGACCUCUUGGGAUCACUUUUUCGGUAGCUUUCGACAGUAUCUGGAUCAUAUGCGACAACCUGUGUCUCAACCAGUACCCAAAACUUCCUACCGUAUGACUCUCCCAUCUGUGACCAAUCAACUCUAUCCGCACCUGUAUCAGAGCUCGGUACAUUUGCAUUCUGGUCGACUUCCCGCAUCGAAUACGACCAUGGAUAUGCAAACACUGCCGGGGACGGGGACAGGUUUACUCAACUCCGGUGCCUGGGCAAGUAGUCAUGCGACCGCCCCAGCAAUCCUUCCUCGAGCAAUUCAGCCAGAGGAACAGCAAGGUUUACAAGCUGUUCUUCGCUUGAUCUCCCGAAUCGCACGAAUGGACCCAGUGGCUCGUUCCCUGUUUGCUGGUACUACUCACUGGCAUGUGAUACCAACUUGCAUCGGUCUUUUGGGUUGCCCAAUCUCCUUGGGUCUCAAAGCCGAUUUACUUCAUCUAUUGACUGCACUCUCGAGAACAGCUACAGUCGGGGCUUUAAUCUGGCGACACAUUUCGAUGUCCGAGACUGAGAUGGAUGAAGUUGAACCGAGGGCCGAGGAAUACCCGAUCACCCGGGCUUUUCUCGCCCUGACCACAGUGUUCAUGCCUCAGUUGACCGGAACAGUGGCGGAUAAUGGCAUCAACGCUGUUCCACUCGGUCGUUCAAUGGUACCAGAUGGAACCCUGUUACCUUCAGAUGACAGUUUGCUAUCGCAGUCCAACUCACUGAUCUCAGUGAUUACGUUCCUGACCAAUUCCGUAUUUUUGAAGCACAACAUGCGUGCUUAUCGGGAUCCAAAUGAACGGUGGGAUAUCGCGGCCGCUUGUUUGGUCUUAUUUGAUGGUUGUGUGGAACAGUUCCUCAAUCGUUUGGAUGCAGCCGCGUCAGUGGUUUUGAACACCCCAGUUUCCGGCUCCAAACUCACCACUGACGCAUCCGGCCCCGGUUCACGAUUCGACGAAACCACUCACUCCUUUGAUUGGGCUUCUGCCUUGCUGUCCGGUGUGACUGAAGUAGACACAGAACCGGCUACUACUCAAUCUCGACUUCGUUCUCAGCCGUCUUCCGUAUCGUCAACCUCGUCGACUGCUGCAUUGUUAAGUCAAUUGCGUCUUCCCCCUGGUUGGCCCUAUAGCGAUCCAGGUUUUUAUUUGGCCGUUCAACUGCUUUCGGAUUCUGCCCUGUUUCGCACGCUUACCGGUCUCUUGGAAGUUGGUCUGCACCGGAUGUUGGAAUUUCCCAUCCCAGACGGUCCUCCUGUUGGAAUGGUACACGCAACCGGAGCAGGUAUACGCCUGAUUCGCCGUUUGUUAGCACAAGAAGAAAUACUUUACACGUUUGUGCGCAGGACAACUGUCAAUCCUUCCUUCGGUUCACUAAACCGAUCAAGCUCAUUUGUCCUACCCGGUGCGUCUGGUCUGAACGCAACUGUACUCAACCUGUCUGUCCCGACUGUUGUUGUCCAUCAAUGCACGCACCGGGCGCGCGGAUCUGCUUUCCACGCUGUUACGACGAGUCGCAGAGAAUUACUGGGCAUUUUCGCCGGGAUGAUUAAAUGGACCACUCAGUGCGACGUGGACGACCUAACCACUGAGACCAAUACUGAGGACGAUGUUGAUGGUGCAACGGUGGCCUUGACGGUUCGCGGGCGCCGUGCAAACGAUGUGGAUUGCUUUGCCACAUUUACCGACGAGUGGCUCUACUCCGGACACGGUAUUACGGAAGGUACAGAUUGGGUUAAUUGGGCUACAGGAACCUCUCAGAAAGCUCACCCAGCAGCCCAAACAGCCCGCAUAUGUAUCGGACUACCUCGUUAUCCGUCCCAUUGGGUGUUUCCGGGCCAGGAAUGGGAGCUGUGGGCAACCUGGCCGGAAACGCAGGCCUCAAUCCUUGCUCCAGUCGUUCGCUCCGGGUCGGUGCUUAGCCACUUCCAUGCCUCAGGAAAAUUCAAUGCAGCUACCAAUGGAAAUUGGCUUUACAGCUAUGUGCUUAAGGGCCGUCCAGUUUCCCUAUGCACCGGAUUGUUGCAUGUUUUACUGGCUGCAUUAGAUCACCCAUCGCCAAAUUUGGCUCACUGGUUGCUGGGAUUUCGCCUGGAAAGUGCUCAGGCCGUGGCUCGUACAACACUGCAGGAUGCCGGUAUUGGUGAUCAGCCCCGAACUUGUCUACACGCCAUGCUUGAUGUGGUUGACAUGACUACACGUUCCGAUUGUUUCCUCAGUCAUGGCUCGGCUGAACCUACUCACUUCAUGCUGACCGUGCACUGGAAUCUGACCCUUAUAUGGCAAAUACUUCAUCGCUUGAGCGCCAACCCGUUAUCUUCCGAAUCGUUGCUUCGAUUUCUUCGCAGUAAUCACGAUUUGCUUGCAAAACAUGUGCAACUCAAUCUGAUCGCCGGAUCUGUCGAGCCCCAGGCAAUGAUGAAACCGGAAAUAAAAGCAUCCGCCACGGGAUGCCUGCUGGAGUUGCUGUCCCUUAAUCGAAUCAAUUGGAUGUUACGUAUCUUGGCGAUGGAAAUCCGCAAAGCUGCAACGGGUAAUCACUGUUCGUAUGCCGUCAAAUUAUUGAAGCUUUUCUGGGGCGGGGCCCAUCUGAUUUGUUUUUCAGUUCAAUCCAAUGCAAUCGCACUGUUGCAUCGUUUAAAGCUCUACGCCAGCAUGAACGGUCCAGAGGCCUUCGAUCUACGUGCUCUUGACGCGUGGGUUGUGGAUGAAUUGAUCACGGAUUGCGAACUUGGCUGCCCGCUGUUGCAAUCGGAAUCAAUGGCUACACGGAAGGCGUCAACCCUAAUUGAUCCCAUGAUCUUUUUCAAUCGUGUUUACGCCAAACUACUGGCUACACGUCUUCCAUCCGGUGGCGCCACUUCGGUGGACGAUGUGGCUGCUCUGUUCGCAUGGGCUGCCCGAGAGCAAACCGGUCGGAUAGCGCAGUUGCCAGAUUAUGGUAUAAAUUCUAACUCUGGAACAGAUCGCGAGCAGAUGAUCGCAUUGGCACAAGAUUUAGUUCAAUUGGGGCGUUGGAUCGAAUCUCGAAACGACCAUCGGCUUACCCUCGGUGCCGGGAAACAAGCCGCCCUUGAGGCAUGGCGUCAAGUUGUGGAGAUCAGCCUGGGAUUGCUUGUGAGCCCUACGAGUGGGGCGCCAUUAAUGUAUGCACUGACCCAGUCAACAAGCUCCACAAUGCUACUGUCCAUGACCUCUGAAUUGAACGGUACCCUGGGUGGUGUAGAAGAAAUUCGUUUUGGCGGUGCCAGUUCGACCACAGGUUUACGACCCCGUGCACCGCAACUGAUUUCGCUGGACGUGGUUGGCAAACUAUUGUCUCAGUUGUGUGAAACCGAUCAGACUCCAUCGUCAUUACGCCUGUUGGCUUCCGGAACCAGUCUGAAUUUGGCCUCGUUCGCGUGCACUGAGCUCUCGGUCGCAGCAAACAAACGCGGACCGCAACUAAAUGACACCGAACAGAUGAUGAUCGAUAUGGGACGAUUCUCAUCACUUAUGAUCCCGGUUGUCAGAUUGUUGACCACUGCAAUCAUGCGUACUACUCGUAUCGAUAGCCCAAAGGAAGACAUCAGUCAAGCACUUCGUCUGACUAGUACCGAGUGUUUGAACGCCAUGACACAGGCAGCGAACACCGGCGAAUUGCACUGGUCCCACUCGGACGCUUUCAACAACGGUGUGGAUACGAUUGCGGAUGGGGUACCAAUGCUGUCACUACUCUGUUGGGAUCUGAGUCGCGGUCAUGCAGUGACACAAAUGGCCGCAAUGACUGUGCUGGAAUUGCUGAUUGGAAUCGAUCGCUCAUCCGCGGACUUUGUCACUUUUCUGAGCGCACAAGGCACACUUCAGCAUCUCGUGGAUUCCAUACCAAUGGAUUUGGCCACUGUCGAGUCUUUUCUACUCUCAGCAAUCCAACCUAGUCCUCUGGAUGAGGAAGGUUUGGGUUCCGGGGAUCAAGCUGCUGUCUCAACCGAUGCAGAUUCUGUCUCUGCGGCAACAUCCGCCUUUCACAUGUUUCGCACCAAAAUGUCCCUCUUGUGCCGUGCCGCAACAACUCUCCCGGGGGCUAAGCGUAUCACACAAAGUAACCUGCUCCCGUGUCUGUCCAGUUGCGGAAUCUUCUCCGCAUUCACUGUGGCCAGCUGUUAUGCACACGGUUUGGAUUCACUGUACGCAUGCGAGGAUCUAGAUGGCACCGGUCCUCACAAACGCAAUCACGAAACCUCAACCGUCGCUUGGACCCGGCUACACUAUUUAUUGUCCUCUUGUGUGGAUGAGAUCAGAACAGACGAGUCCUCUGUACUGCAACAUAUAGUUCGUCUGAUCUCCCUGAGCGACUCUGCCGAUUCCUUGUCCACAGAUGGCAGUGAGAUCACCUGGUCGAGUGUCUUGUUGCCUGCAGUGCGUUUGCUGAAAUCGUUACUGAUCACUAUGGGUAAGCGAUAG